AUGGCGCCUAUCGCUUCAACAAUCGCGUUGCAUCUGGAGGGCGUGUCCGAUAGCCAGCGGGCAAGAGAGGUCUACAAAUACUACCAACCAGUCCCCGUGGCGGCCGACAAGCCAGAGAUCACGGAAGAGUCCUCCGAUGAUACAGAACAUAACAGAGAUAUCAAAGUGACAUCCAACGUCACGUCCUCCAAAGUCUCCUCGCCCGAUACCGCGCUGACAGCCUUCUGCCAACUGACAACAUGGAGGCUGGGCUCGCAACGGGCUAUGAUAAGGCUGACGGUGGAUCUGGUAGAUAACACCAAACAUGCGCCAGGAGAUGACAUAUGGAUUGGUUGUGCGGCUGUGAGCAAGGUUGGACGGCUUUGCGAGAGAACAAUCGCGGUCAAACCCAGCGGUGGAUCCUACCCGGUCUUUAUCGUGGAUGACUUGAGCAAGGACGACCGUUUCAAUCAACUACCUUUUGUUGCUGGCUCGCCAUUCAUGCGGUUCUAUGCCGGAGUACCUCUGAUCACCAAGCGCGGCAUCCCCAUUGGCAGUCUCUUUGUGGUGGACGAAAGACCAGGCAGGGGCCUCUCCCCGGAGAAAGUUCACUUCAUGGGAACGAUGGCAGUGACCAUCAUGAGGCACAUGGAGAUGACGAGAGAGGUCGAGGAGCACCGUCGAGGCAUGAAGAUGAGUCGAGGACUCGCGUCUUUUGUGGAAGGCCGAGCAGAGCUCGCCGAGGCCGAAAUCGAAGCCGAGGACAACGAAGGAACCAAGAUCGUAGGCCAAUUCGAGACGGAAAAUUCUCUUCGAACCACGAGGUCCAAGGGCUCAGUGCGAAGCUCCGUGUCACAGUCACAUGCGGGAUCUGUCGCCGGUGUCGAUGGUCCGGAGAGGGAGUAUUCCGCGGCGCUGUCGAGGACGGAAAAGGUAAUAUUUGCUGCAGGCCAGGACAGCCUUCAGGAUACCCCGAGCAAACGCCCAGAUCUGGAAUCUAUGGCCCAGUCGCAACAGACGUCGUACGAGACGAGUGUUACGAUUUCAUCUCCCAGCGACCCCAAUGAUAAGAGUGCCAGCUCCCCAGGCGAGGAGCAGACGGAGAUCGUGUCGAUGAAGCUGCUCUUUUCACGCGCUGCCAACCUGAUCCGAGAAGCAUUCGAGGUGGACGGCGGAUGCAUUUUCUACGACGCGCAAACCGGGUUCGGUAGCGACAAAGCUCACACCCAGGGACCCCACGGAGAUCCGAGCAGUCACCAAGAGAGUCCAACGAGUAGCAUAGCUGGCUGCCUGAGCAGCGAUCUGGAUAGUUCGGUGUCCGCUGGGGGAUACUUUUCCGAUGCAGAAUCGAAACGAAGAUUCCCUGCAGCAUUACCCGCACUUCCCUCGCAGGGCGAUGGGUCUCUGGAAUUUGCUGACACGGCCUUUUCUCACACUACCAGCACCGCCUCGAAGCCGUGCGAACUCCUAGGUUUCUCGACUCCAUAUGCAGCUUCCAUCAAUAGUGAUCCGAUGCCAGGCAUGGAAUCUUUCAACCCGCUGGAAGAGAAGACUUUGAUGCCCCUGCUCACUCGAUACCCCCGGGGUAAGUUAUGGAACUUUGACUCUGACGGUGGUGUAUCCUCUUCAUCGGACGAGGAGCAACAUCCACCCUUAUCGAGCGACCCAUUGAAGCGCAGUAAGGAGAUGCGACAACGCAAAGUCAAGAACAAGCAGAGCAGGUCUGUCGCCAAGAUGCUGGCCAAGUACUUUCCUGGUGUCCGGCAGCUGCUGUUCAUACCUCUCUGGAAUGCCGGAUCGUCUCGCUGGCUGAGCGCUUGCUUUGCUUGGUCAACGGAGCCGACCCGUGUUUUGUCCAUGCAAAGCGAGCUCUCGUUCUUGAGUGCCUUUGGGAACUCUGUGAUGGCUGAAUGGUCCAGGAUUGACACAGAGAUCGCGGACCAGAAAAAGACCGACUUCAUCGGAAGCAUCUCUCACGAGCUGAGAUCACCUCUACAUGGUAUCCUUGCAAGUGCUGAAUUCCUGGAAGAGAACUCGACUGGCUGGGAGAGGGGCCUUGUCGAGACUAUUGAUAGCUGUGGCAGAACGCUACUUGACACGAUCAACCAUAUUCUCGACUACUCCAAGAUCAAUCACUUCGAGAAGAACUGGAGAAAGAACAAGGGCCGGCCACAAGGCUUGACAGGAAAAGCAGGAGCGCCUCUUGCCCUGCAGCAAUCCGACCUCCCUAUGCUCAACCUAUUCCAGGCCCUCGAUAUCUCCAUACUGUGUGAGGAGGUGGUCGACAGUGUUUUUGCCGGUCAUGUCUUCCAACACACCACCGCGCAAUCCUUCGACCAGGUCGCAGAUGCGCGGGGAAAGAUGGCAGACUCCAUCAAAUCGGCAGCUGCAACGGAUGCCUCUACAAGCUCGCAAAGUAUCCAGGUCUCGUCUGGAGUUUUUGUCAUCCUCGAUGCCGAGUGCCACAACUACCAUUUUACCACUCAACCUGGAGCACUCAGGCGACUAAUUAUGAACCUCUUGGGCAAUGCCUUGAAGUACACGUCUCAUGGAUACGUCAAGGUGAGCCUGCAGGCUGUCGAUACGGAUGAUUUUCACGUCACCUCUGAGGGAUCAUUCGCUGGCAGCGAAAAUGUUCCGAGGUCUAUGAUAAAACUGGUUGUGGAAGACACCGGCCGUGGAAUCUCACAUGACUUCUUGAGAUCGAAGCUCUUUAUGCCUUUCGCGCAGGAAAACUCGUUGUCGAGCGGAACUGGUCUCGGCUUGUCAAUCGUGAAAAAGAUUGUUUCUCUGCUCGAAGGAGAAAUCACAAUUGACAGCGAGGUUGGCCGUGGUACCCGCGUCACAGUCGAGAUUCCACUUCUCCGCGAGAUGCCUCGAACGGUUGGCUCUGCAGCUUCAUCCAGUACCCAGAAAUCGAUCAUGUCCGUAGCCCGCGACACCGACGACACAAUCAAACAGUUGCAAUCCCAAGCUGCCGGCUACCGCGCCGCCCUUCACAACUUCGACAUCGAGACCGGAGACCCCGUCCUCCGCGAUAUGGGCCGCCUACUCAAGAGAUCCAUCACAAACUUCCUCGUAAAAUGGUACGGCCUGCGCAUCGUACCCCUCGGCCAGAAGUGCGAAAUCGUCAUCUCAAAUGAAGCAACUCCAGACAUGAUCUCUGAACUGAUCGCUCAGUCCUCCUCUCACAAGAACUCGCCAUCCAUUGUGGUGCUCUCUUCUCACAGCUCGCGCUUCGACCGUAAUAUGAGCAUCUCCCCCGAUAUCAAUGUCUCCUUUAUCGCUAAGCCCAUUGGCCCUCUCAAACUCGCCAAAGCCAUUGCACAAUGUCUCCCCGGUGCACCAUUCAUACCCACGCCUCGCCCUGAAGCCCAUUCUUCGGAAUCCUCGGACUUGAGUAGCGUCUUUGAGGAACUGACUAUGAGCCCGAGAGGUGGCGAGGUCCUGGACAACUCUCGGAUGGCGGCUGAUAGUGACAAUGCACGAAAAGCCCUGGAGAGCCCGACCCCGAGCGCAGUGCCCGAGAAACACGCGGAAUUCCCGUUCCCGAUACCUCAGGUGGAGGAAAAACUGAAAACCCCUCCGAGACUUGGAAAGCUUGGCGAGAAAUUACAAAGUUCGCUCAAAUUACCCCCGAGGACGUCGAGUGUAGAACGCAUGCCCAUCCCAAAGUCCGUGACCAGCGAACCCAUUCCUAAACCCUUAUCACCUCAGCCUAAGGCAAAGUUGGAUUCUCCUACGCUGCUACUAGUGGACGACAACCAAAUCAACAUUCGUCUCCUGAGCACAUAUCUCACGAGGAGGAAUUACGCGGUGGUGCACGAGGCGAUGGACGGCCUGCAGGCUGUGAACAAGGUCGAUGCUAGGAAAGAAGGGUAUGAUAUCAUAUUUAUGGACAUCACGAUGCCGGUGCUCGACGGCUUCGGCGCCACCCGCCAGAUCCGCGCGAUUGAAGAUCGUCGUCGCCGCGCCACAAACCCGGGCCUUUAUUCCUCGUCGGACACUAUUUGGGGCUCUGUGGUGUCAGAUCGCAAGGGAUCUGGGGCACGUGGUGGGAGGAAUGAAGGUGGGGACGGAGAUGGCAACGCGGCACUGAUCAUAGCGUUUACAGGUCGCAGUUCAAUUGAGGACCAGACCGAGGCGGUACGGGUUGGCAUCGACCUGUUCAUGACAAAGCCGGUUGCGUUUAAGGAGGUUGGCAAGAUCAUUGAUAAUUGGGUUGCUAACCGGGAGAAGGAGAAGCGGGGGAACUUGACGUGA
Molecule: messenger RNA, 4242 nt
Organism: Drepanopeziza brunnea f. sp. 'multigermtubi' MB_m1
Lineage: Eukaryota; Fungi; Ascomycota; Leotiomycetes; Helotiales; Drepanopezizaceae
Source: RefSeq, a predicted model, not a curated record